Molecule: messenger RNA, 4273 nt
Organism: Lobosporangium transversale
Lineage: Eukaryota; Fungi; Mortierellomycota; Mortierellomycetes; Mortierellales; Mortierellaceae
Exons: 6
Coding region: 83-4180 (1365 amino acids)
Cellular component (GO): P-body; exosome (RNase complex)
Molecular function (GO): 3'-5'-RNA exonuclease activity; RNA binding
Source: RefSeq, a predicted model, not a curated record
UUUUUUUUUUCUUCUUCAAAACCUCUAUUCAUCAUCAUCCUUAUUCAUCAUCUCUUCUCUUUUUCUCUUUCAUUUUACCACUAUGUCACGAGAAUCCUCCUCUUCUUCUUCCUCUUCUCCCUCUUCCACUUUCACCUUUGCUCCUGCAACAGGUGUCUUUCCUUCUUCAUCUCCUUCCAAUAUCACUGCUCCGACCGUUUCUUCCGCUCCUUCCAGUCGCCGGUCCUCUAUUCUCUUUGGUGACAAGUUUGGUCGCAUUGGCUCGGGUUUACCUACUGUCAACGAAAAUGACCUCCAACAUUCUGCCAAUACCUCGCGUCAAUCUCUGUCUCAACCUCCGGCCCAGCCUGAGUCCCAGCCCCAAUCUCAUUCUGGCCCUCCUCCUGCUGGAAGCAAUAGACGUGGCAGCCAUGUACGCUCAAAGUCUAUGAAAGAACAGCUUGAUCAAUUUGGUCAGAGUGGUAACAAGGACAAUGCGCCAAAGACCCUGCAGUCUCUGCAGGAGAUCAUUAGUAGCCUCAAGAGCAUUCCUGCUAACCAUAAUAGCCAACCAUCGAAUGUGAGCACCGCUGACCCCUAUCAGCAGCACCAACAGCAACAGCAACAGCAGCCACCAAUUGGCCAAGGCCAAGGCCUUUCCCGCCAUGAGAAACGCUCGUCCAUGUCCUCGCUACCCUCGCGGUCCUCAAUGGGUUACUUUAGUACAGGAAGUCUUAAUACCAAAGAGUCUGGAUUUUCUGGCUCCGGUUCUGGGACCACAACUACCCUCCACAUCUCGCAACCGCCCCGUGGCACCUCUAUUGAGAAUGCUCUUCAAUCUACAGUCGCAACUUUGCGUCGUCUCUCUGUCUCUGACUCAAAACGCCCUGUAAUUUCUACCAUCAAAAAGGAUGACGAUCCUACAUUGGACAACACAGCUCCCAGAAAAACCAAUAACCGCCGUUCUAUUGUGCUUCCCCAGGAUAUAGGCACAAUGGGCAUUGACCAACAGGAGAUCAGUAGAAGAAAUAGACGCUCAGCUACAGGUUCAUCUGUGGACAGUCUGUACUUCAACCCUUCCACAGACAUUCUUCCACUCACUCCUACCACCCCUACUUCUGGAUAUCAGCCUAAUCGUCGUUCAGUCAUCAUUCGCCCAGAAGAAGUUGCAGCAUUGCAGGAGGGUCGCACCUAUGUUUCACCUGCCGCAAAGAACUCAGGACGAGGCAGCUAUUCUAGCGAUGAAGAGGCGGAUGCCAUUGCAGACACUCUUUCAGCCCUCGAGGGUAAGGCUAGUAUGGGACAUGGUGUGAGUUAUUCAUCCAAAGCCCCUCACCGCCGGUCUAUCUCCAGCGUCGAUCCAAACUCUCUUGCUGAGUUUGCCGCUAAGCUUCCCAACCAUAUGCAGCCUGGCACCGGCUCUGCGGCCUUCCAGAAUUUCGGACAAAGUCUUGUCAAUAAUGAUGACGCUCGUGACCGCAGACGAUACUCAACUUCGUUCAAUUCUACGGUUGCGAGUCGAUCAGCUAUGACUGGACCAAUUAGUCGACGUCUCUCAGCUGCGCCGGCUGUCAGGGAAGCUGAUCGUAAAGAAUGGCGUAUAUCUACAUCACUGGCCUCUAAUACAGGUCUGUCCAAUAGGGAUAGUGUUAGUCUCAAGGAGAAUGCGAAUGGUCGUCGCCCGCUCUUCCAAGCUCAUUUGACUUAUUCAGAUUUUCAUUCACUUCUGACAAAACAGAAGCACAAAUAUGUUCAAGGCGUCCUCAGAAUCAACAAACGUAACCGUUCAGAUGCUUAUGUCACAGUUGAUUCUCUGCCAGAAGGCGAUGUUUACAUUUGUGGAAGUAAGGACAGGAACCGUGCAUUGGAAGGAGAUGUUGUUGGUAUUGAGCUUAUCGAUUUUGAGGACGUGCCUAUCCAAAAACUAGAAGGCGGAAAGGACAAAAAGAAGAACAAGCGUGCAGAGGAUGUAGAGGAAGCUGGUGAAGCCGACGUUGAAGAUAUCAAACCCAAAUAUUGCGGCCGUGUCGUUUCUAUUGUUGAGCGCUCAUUAGUCCAAAUGUUUUCAGGGACUUUAACUUUACAACGACCAAGUGGAUCAGCAAAGAAAAAUGAACGUCGCCGUCUAGAUGAUGAUGAUUCGAAGGGCCAACCCCGAAUUGUCUGGUUCAAACCUACCGAUAAGCGCGUGCCCUUAAUUGCUAUUCCUAUUGAUCAAGCCCCCAGGGAUUUUGUAGAGAAUCAUAUGGCAUAUGCCCAUAAGCUCUUUUUAGCUACAAUCAAACGUUGGCCUCUUAGCUCACUUCAUCCUUUUGGGCAUCUUGAACGUGAGCUUGGCGAUAUUGGUAAUAUUGAGAUCGAGACAGAAGCUUUGUUAGCGGAUAACAACGUCACUACUACUGCAUUUGGCGAAAAGGUUGAAAAAUGUCUCCCUGAACUUCCAUGGGUUAUUCCGGAGAAGGAACUGAGUAACCGCCGUGACCUUCGGAAGAGUUGUACCUUCACAAUUGACCCCGCCACCGCCAAGGAUCUGGAUGAUGCAGUGUCCUGCAUUCGCCUCGAGGAUGGCACAUUUGAAAUUGGUGUCCACAUUGCUGAUGUUUCCCAUUUCAUCAAAGUUGGUUCUGCUUUAGACAGAGAAGCUAAAGCAAGAGCUACUACUGUUUACUUGGUUCAAAAGGCGAUCCCAAUGUUGCCGACCGUACUCUCGGAGGAUCUUUGUAGUCUGACAGUAAAUGUCGACAGGCUUACAUUUUCAGUGUUCUGGAUCAUGACUGAGAGCGGUGAGAUUCUCAAGACCUCAUUUGCAAAGUCUGUCAUUCGGUCUUGCGCACAGUUAUCAUAUGAUGAUGCUCAGCGUGUGAUCACAACCGGUGCUCUCGACUCGAAGGUCGAAGUCUAUAACCAUCCACGGGAAGUUGUAGAAGAGAACAUCAAAACAUUUUUCAAAUUGUCCAUGAUCUUGCGUCAAAAGAGGUUUGACAAUGGCGCACUUUCCAUCAAUUCCAUCAAGUUGGCAUUCGAAACUGAUGGACAGGACUCGCCUUUGGACGUGACUGUGCUUGAACUUAAAGAGAGUAAUCGACUGAUUGAAGAAUUUAUGCUCCUCGCCAACAUGAGCGUUGCCAAGCAAAUUUUUGACUUUUUCCCAGAACAGGCUCUUUUACGUCGCCAUGAAGGACCCCUUGAGAGACGUAUGGGUGACUUUAUUCAGCACAUGAACAAGAUUGGACUGGAACUAGACGCAUCCAGUGCAGGAGCACUACAGGCGUCCAUGGACGCAAUUCAAGAUCCAGAUGUGCGCAAAGUUGUUCACUUGUUGGCGAACAAGCCAAUGCACCGUGGCAAGUACAUUUGUAGCGGCAUGCUCCCUCCUAGUAAAUAUCACCACUACGCAUUGAAUGCACCACUCUACACGCACUUUACCUCGCCCAUCCGACGCUACGCCGAUAUUAUCGUCCACCGGCUACUGGAGGCAUCUUUGACUGGAGAUUCAAAGGUUUAUCUAAACAAGGAAGCUUGCCAGAAGUGCGCCAACCAUUGCAACCUGAAAAAAGAUGCCGCCAAGCUCGCGGAGGAGCAGAGUAGCCACCUGUAUCUAAGUGUUUUACUCCGAAAGAUGACCGAGCAGAAAGGCAUGGUGAUCCGUGAAGGCAUUGUGGUGCAGAUUCUCGAUACGGCUUUUGAUGUGAUGGUGACAGAGUUUGGACUAGAGAAACGUGUACAUCUGGAUCAAUUACCACUUGAGCGCUAUUCUUGGAAUGAGUCGACAGAGACACUCAAGCUGUAUUGGAGCACGCAGCCUUUCAAGACUCAUGAUGACAUUAUUGCCAAGGGUGGCGAUAGCCAAGUAAACAAUAGAAGAUUAUCUAUGACUUUUGCGCCAUCUGGUUCACUACAAAGUGUUCGUCCUAGCGGCUUUGAUGCGAUGGGUGGACAUCCUGACGAUGCAACCAACGCAUACGAUGAUGAGCGCGGAUUGUUUGAUGACGAUAGCUUUUCAGAGGAUGAUAAUGAGUCGCUGGCAAGGCAGCCUAGACAGAUGGAUAUUGAUGAUGAUGCGAAUGAUGAGCUAGCUAAUAAUCUACAAAAGAUCAAGAUGUUUGGACGCAUUCAAGUUUUGAUCACCCCGGAUACAAGCGUGUCUCCUCCAGCGAUUAAGGUAGUGGCUAUAAAUCCUUUUGCUGCUGGCGCACUGUAAAUAAUUGAACAUGAGGGACAAUGUUGCUCAUUUUUAUUCACAAAAAGAAAAGACCGGAAAAAACAAUAAGUUUACGCCUGUAAAUAAAUAAAU